Molecule: messenger RNA, 525 nt
Organism: Hibiscus syriacus
Lineage: Eukaryota; Viridiplantae; Streptophyta; Magnoliopsida; Malvales; Malvaceae
Product: binding partner of ACD11 1-like
Exons: 6
Coding region: 37-525 (162 amino acids)
Molecular function (GO): RNA binding
Source: RefSeq, a predicted model, not a curated record
UCUCCCCUCCAGAGUUGUCUGCUUCUGUCCCUUACCAUGUUUUUCACAACUCAUUUAUUGCACCAGCUUUUUGCUUGCUUAACAAUGCAGACAAGAACUGUACAAGUGAAGAACCUGUCAGAUCUAGCUACUGAGAGGGAGAUUCAUGAGUUCUUUUCAUUUUCUGGUGAUAUUGAGCACAUUGAAAUUAUAAGUGAAACUAGCCAAUUAAAGACUGCAUAUGUUACCUUCAAAGAUCCCAAAGCGCUUGAAAUCGCCUUAUUGUUAUCGGGAGCAACACUCGUUGACAAGAUUGUGAACAUAAUUUCUGCAGAAAAUUAUGUACCGAAACUCGAGAUUCAUGAAUCAAGAGCAGCAGACGGCAUUAUGUCCGUUUCUCCUGCUGGGCAUAGUGCAUCAAAUGAUGAGGUGCCGGUUUUAAAUUUAUUCCGUAUAAAAAUGUUUCCAAACUUAAGCGGGUCACAUAUCCCAUUCAGAGUAUCCUCAUCUUCAAUGACGAGAGGGUCUCUCAUAGGAGUAAACUGA